This is a messenger RNA of Jaminaea rosea, 1770 nucleotides long. RefSeq lists its product as hypothetical. The coding region runs from base 86 to 1705 and encodes 539 amino acids. The record is from RefSeq and is a predicted model, not a curated record. The transcript is spliced from 3 exons. Lineage: Eukaryota; Fungi; Basidiomycota; Exobasidiomycetes; Microstromatales. Gene Ontology annotation, cellular component: nucleus.
UCCCAUCUUCCUCCCUUCGUCCCAAUUCGUUCCCUCAUAUAUCCAUCGACCUGCACACGGUCUCCCUUGCUCUCUCGUCGCAGCCAUGGAGGGCAAGACGGAGUGGCCGCAAUCCCUGAAAGACUUUGCCAAUCGCGUCUUCGCGAGCUGCACUGACUCAAAUAGGAAAAUCGUUUCCGAGGAGCUGCGCUCCGUCAUCUUCAAUGCUUUUCAGGCAGGAACCAUUGAUACCACGGAUUGGUCAACAAUGAAGCUCAAGACGCUGGGUGGAGGGCCAGGAGGGAGUGGUUCAGCCGGCGCGAGUGGGAGCUCGAAUGGAGCUGGAAUGAGCAAAAAGGCAAAGAAGAGAGCGCUCAAUGGCCAAACAGCAGCCAGCAGCAGUGCGAGUGGCAGCAGCAGUCUUGCCGAGGGAGGCUUUGAUGACCAGGACAAGAAGGAGAAGCGGGCAAGACGGUUCGAGCGCGAUCAGCGAGCGCAUAUGGAGGAGCAGGAAAGGGGUUGGUCAGACGCCAUUGGAAGCACAUCGCUGGCGAGUCGCUUUGAUGCUACUGCGCUCGUUGAUAGCAGGGCAAGCUCGUCAUCGAACGGCGACGGACCAGGAUGGGCAUACGAUAACACGCCAAGCUCGAUGCCAGGGCCAAGUCGAUUAGGCGGUGGUGGGAGAGCAUGGAACACACCGCCAGCAGCUGGCGGCUUCGAUGAUAGCAUUGCAGAUCCGGUGAGUAGCGCAACAAGGCCGCAGCUGGCUACUGAGGCGCUGGCGCUCACCAACCUCGCCUGGUCGCAGAAUGUCAUCGACUGGGACCGGGAUACCGUCGUCGGCCUCAGCACGAAGCUAGAAAAGCCCUACCUCCGCCUUACCUCCGCCCCCGACCCCCGUACAGUUCGUCCCCUUCCCAUCCUUGAGCAAACUCUCGAACUUCUCAAGAAGAAGUGGCGCUCAGAGAACAACUACGCGUACAUCUGUGACCAGUUUAAGUCCAUGCGGCAGGACCUCACGGUGCAGAGGAUCAAGAAUGACUUCACAGUCAAGGUGUAUGAGAUUCAUGCGCGGAUAGCCCUGGAAAAGGGGGACCUGGGAGAGUACAACCAGUGUCAAAGUCAGUUGAGGGGGCUCUACGCGUAUGGAUUGAAAGGGGCGCAGAUGGAGUUUUUGGCGUAUCGCAUCCUCUACCUCCUGCACACGAGGAAUAGAAGAGAGGUCAACGCCCUCAUGUCCGAGCUGACCCCUGCAUCCAAAUCAACCCCAGCAGUGCACCACGCCCUCUCCGUCCGCCUUGCCCUCGCCACAGCAAAUUACCACUCCUUCUUCAAGCUCUACCUCGACGCGCCUAACAUGAAUGCCUACAUCAUGGACCAUUUCGUCGAGCGUGAAAGGGUUGCAGCCCUGGGGAUCCUGGCCAAAGCGCAGAGGCCAAGCUUGCCGCUGACAUAUAUCCAGGCGGAGCUGGGUUUUGCGGACUUGGAGGAGGCAGAGGCCUUUCUGAGGGAAAAUCAUAUUGACACGUGGGUCGAGCUUACGCCUGCGGAGGCGCAGGCAGCUACGGCUGCGGCGAGUAGUAGCGGCAAGAGGAAGAAGGGCAAGGGUCAUGCUCCGCCCGCCGUACCCCUUGAAGAACGCAAGUGGGACUGCAAGAAUGCUUUGCCAGGUGUGAUGGCUGCGGGAGAGAAGUAUCGCAAGGUGGACAUCAAGGGGCAGAUCUGAGGGGCAUGCACUCAUGCAUGUCUUGGAAUAGCCAGACAGCCAAUUUGCUGUAGACGCGAGGCACA